GAGCCCAUUCGCAGCGCAAAUUCGAAGCGGCGGCUAGGGCUGCGGCGGCUCGAGCAGCGGAGGCUCUGCGCAUCCCAGUCCUGCCUCCUUGGCAGGAGCCCGAAGCUAAGUGCUCAUCCUAAACCCCACCCAGGCUUCCUCUGUCUUUUCAAGUUCUUCAUGCUGCCCAACUAAAAGGAGAAAAUGGGCACGGGGGAUUUUAUCUGCAUUUCCAUGACCGGAGGGGCGCCCUGGGGGUUCAGAUUGCGAGGUGGCAAGGAGCAGAAGCAGCCCUUACAAGUUGCUAAGAUUCGAAGCCAGAGCAAAGCCUCUGGGUCUGGGCUCUGUGAAGGGGAUGAAGUGAUCUCUAUCAAUGGAAAUCCUUGCGCAGACCUGACCUACCCUGAAGUCAUCAAGCUCAUGGAAAGCUUAACAGACUCUCUCCAAAUGCUUAUAAAAAGACCAUCCAGUGGAAUAAAUGAGACUUUGGUCUCUGAAACUGAAAACGAAAACCAGGAGACCCUCACACAUGAGGGGUAUGUGGAAAGUACUACACUGCAGAUUCGACCAGCCACAAAGACCCAGUACAGAGAGUUCUACGUUGCCCCAGUCAAGAGUGGAGUUUUUCUAGCUGAGGACCAAGGAGGUGGUCCCUAUUGUUCAGGGUGCGCCAAAGAAGAAACUGACCUGAGUUACCAAAUGGCUCCCCAAAUGCCUGAAUCCCAAAGAGGACACUUGGCAGAUGAGGUUAUCUUACGGGAAAAGGCAGAAACGGGGCGGCCAGGCCCUGUGGUAGAGCUACAGCUGUCCCUUUCACAGGAGAGACACAAGGCCACUAGUGCUCCUGCAGUGACUCUCCUGGGAGCUGAAAAAUGCAAGUCUCCUGACUCAGACACUAAUUUACGGCAUGAUGGGAUUGUCCACAUAAAUUCGGUCCCCAGUAAUGAGAAAAGGGACCCCUCUCUGAGGUCCAGCAAGAUAAUCCAGAUCUCCAGCAGCAAAGAGUUGAAAGUGAUCCCAGGGAGGGAGGCAAGAGACCUAGGACUGCCCCAAGUGGAAGUGAUCCUCGACUGCUCUGACAGGCAGAAGACGGAAGGGUGCAGGCUUCAGACAGGAAAGGGGUAUGUGGAUUCUCCAGUGGAAGGAGGGCAGUCAGAAGCACCUCCUUCUCUGGUAUCCUUUGCAGUCUCAUCAGAAGGCACAGAGCAGGGAGAAGAUCCACGCUCGGAAAGGGAUCACAGCAGACCUCACAAGCACAGAGCGCGGCACGCACGUCUCAGAAGGAGUGAAAGCCUGUCAGAAAAGCAGGUGAAAGAAGCUAAGUCUAAAUGCAAGAGUAUUGCCCUCCUUCUAACAGAUGCUCCCAACCCCAAUUCCAAGGGGGUGUUGAUGUUUAAGAAGCGACGUCGAAGGGCCAGGAAAUACACUCUAGUCAGCUACGGUACUGGAGAGCUUGAGCGAGAGGCAGACGAGGAGGAAGAAGGUGACAAAGAAGAUAUAUGUGAAGUAACAUUUUUGGGCACGAGCGAGUCAGAGGUGGAUGACGAGUUGUUGUCUGACGUUGGCGACAAUACACAAGUUGUGAACUUUGACUGGGAUUCUGGACUGGUGGACAUUGAGAAGAAACUGAACAUAGGGGACAAGAUGGAGAUGCUACCAGACACCACAGGCAAAGGAGCCCUCAUGUUCGCUAAAAGGAGGGAGAGAAUGGAUCAGAUCGCAGCCCAAAAAGAGGAGGAGAGGAUGAGUGGAAUGCCAAGCAGAGAACCAGAUGCUGCCCAGACACAUGGCCUGAGAACUACGACUUCCUACCAGAAAAAGGAAGAAGAAUCAGUGAGAGUGCAGAGUUCUGUGAGCAAAAGCUACAUUGAAGUGAGCCAUGGUCUUGGCAAUGUACCCCAACAGAAUGGCUUUAGUGGGAUGCCUGAGACAGCAGAGGCCCAGAGGAUGAUCCCUAUGAACAGAACGGCAAGACCCUUUCCGGGGUCUGUGAACCAGCCAGCAACCCCGUUCUCGCCAACCCGAAACAUGGCAAGUCCCAUUGCUGACUUUCCUGCACCUCCCCCUUAUUCUGCAGUGACUCCUCCACCUGAAGCCUUCUCCAGAGGAGUAUCAAGUCCAAUAGCUGGCCCAGCACAGCCACCUCCAUGGCCUCAGCCUGCCCCAUGGUCCCAGGCAGCCUUUUAUGAUUCAUCUGAGCGAAUAGCUUCCCGGGAUGAGAGGAUUGCAGUGCCGGCAAAAAGAACAGGAAUAUUGCAGGAGGCCAAAAGGAGAAGCACAACAAAACCCAUGUUCACCUUCAAGGAGCCCAAAGUAAGUCCAAAUCCUGAACUCUUGUCACUUCUUCAAAAUUCAGAAGGCAAGAAGGGCACUGGAGCUGCAGGUGAUUCUGGACCUGAAGAAGACUACCUCAGCUUAGGAGCAGAGGCUUGCAAUUUCAUGCAAAGCUCCUCUGCUAAACAAAAGACCCCACCGCCUGUUGCUCCAAAACCUGCAGUUAAGUCCUCAUCCUCUCAACCAGUAACUCCAGUUUCUCCAGUCUGGUCUCCAGGAGUGGCUCCAGCGCAACCUCCUGCCUUCCCCACAUCAAACCCAUCCCAGGGCAUUGUUGUUUCCUCCAUCAAAAUAGCCCAGCCUUCUUACCCUCCUGCCCGGCCCGCAAGUGCUCUGAACGUGGCUGGUCCCUUCAAAGGACCACAAGCAGCAGUAGCCAGUCAGAAUUACACACCCAAGCUGACAGCUCCUACACCAACAGUAAAUGCUGCUCAUGCUAGUACAGUGGGACCAUCCAAUGAGCUUCCAGGAAUGAGUGGGAAAGGAGCCCAGCUCUUUGCAAAAAGGCAGUCAAGAAUGGAGAAGUAUGUAGUCGAUUCAGACACAGUGCAGGCCCAUGCUGCCCGUGCUCAGUCUCCUACUCCAUCUCUACCAGCCAGUUGGAAGUAUUCCUCCAACGUCCGAGCACCUCCUCCUGUGGCCUACAAUCCCAUCCACUCCCCCUCUUACCCACUUGCUGCUGUCAAGUCCCAGCCGUCAGCCCCACAGGCUUCCAAACCAAGCAAGAAAAAGGGCAAGAAACCCCUCAAUGCCUUGGAUGUGAUGAAGCACCAACCAUAUCAGCUCAAUGCAUCCCUGUUUACUUUCCAACCUCCAGAUGCAAAGGAUGGCCUCCCCCAAAAGUCAACAGUCAAGAUCAAUCCAGGGCCGGCCUUGAAGCAAGCACUUCCUCCCAGGCCAAUGAAUGCUAGCUCUCCCACUAAUGUGCAGCCUUCAUCUGUGUACUCAGUCCCAGCCUACAGCUCUCAGUCUACCUUCUUUGCAGAGGCCACCUCACCAGUCAGGGCAUCCCCAGUGCCUGUGGCCAUUCCCACCUCUCCAAAGCAAGAAUCUGCUUCAUCAUCAUAUUUUGUGGCACCAAGGCCGAAGUUCUCAGCCAAGAAAAGUGGUGUCAUAGUUCAGGAGAGUGGACGCUCCCUUUCUCUUCCUGGAAGAUCAGUCCCACCCACCAUCUCUACAAUACCUUCUUCAGUGUACCAGCCUGCUUAUAGCUACUAUGGCAACCCAUCUGGUGGGCUAGAAAAAGCAAACAAGAGGCUAACUCCUUGGGAAGCGGCAGCAAAGUCUCCUCUUGGCCUAGUGGAUGAUGCCUUUAGACCCAGAAACAUCCAGGAAUCCAUUGUGGCAAACGUGGUCUCAGCAGCUCGGAGGAAGGUGCUCUCAGGGCCCUCAGAGAAUUGGAAAGAGAGAAUGUCCUAUGUCCCUCAAACCCAAAAGACCAAUAUGAGCUCAUUUGGAAGGCAACAGUAUAGUGUACCAUCCCUACCCAGUAAUAGUAUAUCUACCAGCUCCCAAUAUGGUUCACAAUUACAGUAUGCAUAUUCUAGGCAGCCUUCCAGAAAUGAUUCUGAGUUAAUGUCCAUGGAAACCAGAUCUGAUUACUGUCUGUCAGUAACUGAUUGCAACUAUAACCCACACCCAAGGGGAUGGAGGCGCCAAACAUGAAAGUUAAAAGAAC
Molecule: messenger RNA, 3991 nt
Organism: Orycteropus afer afer
Lineage: Eukaryota; Metazoa; Chordata; Mammalia; Tubulidentata; Orycteropodidae
Gene: SYNPO2
Product: synaptopodin 2
Biological process (GO): positive regulation of actin filament bundle assembly
Cellular component (GO): nucleus; actin cytoskeleton; stress fiber
Molecular function (GO): actin binding
Source: RefSeq, a predicted model, not a curated record